Messenger RNA from Paramuricea clavata, 947 nucleotides. The record is from the annotation of a GenBank genome assembly. Lineage: Eukaryota; Metazoa; Cnidaria; Anthozoa; Malacalcyonacea; Plexauridae.
AUGGCUGAGGAAUUGAAGAAAUUAGUAAAAAUAUGCGGAGGCCAUCGAGCCAGUCUUACGAAAACAUUAGCUGUAACAGAGGAACUCUUAACGUAAUCUACGGAAAUAUUUGAAGAAACACAGGCAAGUGACUUUGAAAUAAAACUUACCCAACGUGUGAUUUUGGGCGAGGAAUUAACACUUCUAAAGAGUUUAUGACAAGAUUAUCCUUUUGGUUGAGGACAGAAAUAUUGAGGAUGAGGUUGCCAGUGCUGAUGAUAUAUGUCAAGCUAUUCAAAGGGCAAUUGUUCACAUUGAUUUAAUUUUGGAAAAACUGAAGAAAAAAAAUGGAAUAAAGAUGGUGGAUCUUCACCAUCGAAUUUCGAAAGUUCGGUACGGUAAGAUUACCGAAAUUAGAACUAAAACAUUUUAAUGGGAACAUAAUGGAGUGGACUCCAUUUUGGGAUUCAUAUUCUUCUUCCAUUCAUGAAAAUCCUAAUUUAUCCGAUAUAGAUAAAUUCAAUUAUUUGAAUAGUCUGUUGGAAAAAUCUGCUGCUGAAGCAAUAUCGGGUUUAAAAAUAACUUCAGCAAACUACCAAGAGGCAAUAGAUAUCUUAGACAAAAGAUUUGGUAAUCAGCAACAAAUUGUCAAUGCCCACAUGAAUGCUUUAUUAAACCUGCCCAAGGUGACUAAUGUAGAUGACUUAAAGGCUCUCAGGCAAUUACAUGAUAAAGUAGAGAGCCAUAUGAGGGGAUUGAAAUCACUUGAAGUUGACUCUGGUUCAUAUGGUAGUCUGUUAACACCUAUUUUAAUUGAUAAGUUGCCUAAAGAGCUACGUUUAGAAGCUACAAAGCAGCUCAAAGAAGAUUGGGAUCUAGAUGAACUCAUCAAAAUCUUUAAAAGGGGAACUGGGGGCUCGAGAGAGGGCAAGUCUCUUACCCUGCAGUUCAAGGGAUCCCCCAUCUAA